AUGUCAUCAUCCACCAAUACGACUCGAGAAUUUUAUUUCACUUCGGAUGGUCUCUACGUUAAUAUCACUUCCAGCAAUUACUUUCUUCCAAAUUAUGUCACUUAUCUGUCACUCACGAAUUCCUUCUUCUUUCUCUCUUGUUACGCCAUCUUUUAUUUAUGUUUCGCCAUCAUGCUUUUCAUUUUACAAAAACGAAAAAUUCCAAUUAAGAAAAAUCCCAAAAUUCUCUUUACUACGGUUGGAAUUUUUGUUGGAAUUCAAUGUGCGAAUUUAUUGAUUCGAAUCAUGUAUGAAAGUUGGACAUGGAAUGCAAAAAAUUUGUACGAUUCAGGACAGACUCUGUUUCGAGUGGAAUACUUUUUUGGAUGGAAAGUAUUGGCUUCAUUGACGACAUGUUCAUUGUUUUGGAAUUAUGUGUUUGUGUUUGUGAUUUUGUUUUUUGUUCAACUCAUGUUUUGGAAAACAGCAUGGUCCCUUCGAGCCAUUUCCAAACAAUUCUAUCACUUUUUUCGAAUUUUAAACAUUGUCAUCUUUUCCUUAUUUAUCACCCUCAUGACACUUAUUGUCAUUGUCAUUCCUUUCAUUGAAUACUCUGCAGAAUUGUACCUAGUCGACUCCAAAACUCGAACCAACGUCUAUUACGGUCUCUUCAGUGCUUUGGUCACAAUGUUUCUUUUCGAUUCUUUCACAACUGUGUUGAGCGCCAUUUCGAUCGUGAAAGGAAUUCGAAAAAAUUCAUCCAAAUUUCGUUCGAGUGGAAGUUCUUCUUCCUUCAUUUCAUUAAGUAGAAAUAAUCCUUUCAUUGUUACAUUGGGAUUAAUGAUUGGAUUAAUUUUAUGUAUUUUAUGUCAAAUUCUUGCUGCUGCAAUUGCAUCUUCAGUGGGAUCUGGAAAAUCAGGUUUGAAAAUUAUUUGGCACUUUUUUACAUGUUUGGCAGUGUUGAUUUUUGCAGUAUUGAGCUUGUUGUUGUUUUAUCCCAUGUUUAUUCAGACAGAGAAGGUCUUGUUGAAAUUGAAUGAAUUGGAUUCUGGUCGAAGAAGAUCAACAACCAUCCAGUCACCUGUCAUUCCACAUGUCCAGACAAAAUCCAAUGAAACCAAUACUCAAUCAACUCCUGAAAUUCAAUCACAGAAUUCUCCUGAACAAGUCAAUCCUUCCAUCAUCCUUACAUUCAACGAUCCAACUCCACAAUCUUCUCCCACAACCUCGCAAAUUCCUAAAAAUUCUUCCACCAUUGCCUUAAUCGACACGAGUGCAUAUGCAACCACAACUUCGGAACCAAUCACUCCACUCUCGACUCCACCCUUGAUGAUGAUGACUUCACCUUCUUCAAUCUCUAUGAACAGUCCUUCUCCUCCAACGACCAUGAACAACAGUGAUGUGCCUUCUUCGUAUGUAUAA
Naegleria lovaniensis is the source of this 1401-nucleotide messenger RNA. RefSeq lists its product as uncharacterized. NCBI's taxonomy places the organism in Eukaryota, Heterolobosea, Eutetramitea, Acrasida, Naegleriidae. The transcript is spliced from 2 exons. The record is from RefSeq and is a predicted model, not a curated record. The coding region runs from base 1 to 1401 and encodes 466 amino acids.